CGGGCGGCGAUGCCGCUGGAGCUGGCGCAGGCCGCGCUGUACGUGGUGCUGGAGCUGGCGCUGGCCGCGCUGGCGGUGGCCGGCAAUGUGCUGGUGUGCGCGGCGGUGGGCGCCUCGAGCGCGCUGCAGACGCCCACCAACUACUUCCUGGUGUCCCUGGCGGCGGCCGACGUGGCCGUGGGGCUCUUCGCCAUCCCCUUCGCCGUCACUAUCAGCCUGGGCUUCUGCACCGACUUCCACAGCUGCCUCUUCCUCGCCUGCUUCGUGCUCGUGGUCACGCAGAGCUCCAUCUUCAGCCUCCUGGCCGUGGCCGUCGACAGGUACCUGGCCGUGCGCGUCCCGCUCAGGUACAAGAGUUUGGUCACGGGGGCCCGAGCAAGAGGAGUCAUUGCUGUCCUCUGGGUCCUUGCCUUCGGCAUCGGCCUGACCCCGUUCCUGGGGUGGAACGGUAAGGACAGCGCCACCAAUUGCACGGAGCCCUGGGAGGGAGCCACAAACGCCAGCCGCUGCCUUGUGAAGUGUCUUUUUGAGAACGUGGUCCCCAUGAGCUACAUGGUCUACUUCAAUUUCUUUGGGUGCGUCCUGCCCCCGCUGCUCGUCAUGCUCGUCAUCUACGUCAGGAUCUUCCUGGUGGCCUGCGGGCAGCUCCGGCGCAUGGAGCUCAUGGACCACUCGAGGACCGUCCUCCAGCGGGAGGUCCACGCGGCCAAGUCCCUGGCCCUGAUUGUCGGGAUCUUUGCUCUGUGCUGGCUGCCGGUACACGCCAUCAACUGUGCCACGCUCUUUCAGCCAGCCUGGGCCAAGGAGAAGCCCAAGUGGGCCAUGAACACGGCCAUCCUCCUGUCGCACGCCAACUCGGUCGUCAAUCCCGUCGUCUACGCCUACCGGAACCGAGACUUCCGCCACGCUUUCCACACAAUCAUCUCCAGGUGAAAUCAGCUGUGAAUGUGGCUUCCUGUACGAUGGGACAUUGAACCUGCCAGGCAGUUCCCGAGGUGUGUAAUUGACAGUGUAAAAGAAGGGGAGAAUUCAGUGGGUGCUACGAUUUUUCUUCCGUGGCAAGGCUUAAAACAGCUGCCUGCUCUCGGGCGGGCAGCGCUUUCUCCUGUGGGAUCGGGAGUUUUGUGAGCGUGUCUUGUUCCUGCUUGAUGCCCUGGACUCCGUGAAAUCAGCAGAGGCACCGAUGUGCUCUCCUGCCCCCGUGAAAGUCGAGCGCGGCUCAGUGCCAGGCCGUCUCCCGGGGAGCGGGGAGAAACACCUCAGGGCUGGACGUGACGUUGGGGGUAUGCAGGGUUGCCAGCAUCCACUUUAGUUCAUAGUUUUACUGGGCCAACGAAUUCCCCAGUUGCCAACUCGGGGUUACCUGUUGCCCUCCCCACCGCUUCAUCUGUGACCUUUUAAAUUAAAAUGGGAAAUUGGUGUAGUUCUCAAAAUGACACCGCAUUUUGGGAGGGUAACCCCAAGAGAUGGCUGGCUGAAGUCAAGGACAAGAAGCUGCUAUCUGUUUCAACAUGUAGCAAAAUCCCCAUUUUGUGCAACUCUUAGACGAUGCAGCGAGGGCUCACGAUCUCUCUCCUAGCUCAGCUGCAGUUCGGGGGGCCCUUCCCAUCCUCACCAGGAGG
Molecule: messenger RNA, 1622 nt
Organism: Physeter macrocephalus (sperm whale)
Lineage: Eukaryota; Metazoa; Chordata; Mammalia; Artiodactyla; Physeteridae
Gene: ADORA2B
Product: adenosine A2b receptor
Exons: 3
Coding region: 10-933 (307 amino acids)
Biological process (GO): adenylate cyclase-activating G protein-coupled receptor signaling pathway; G protein-coupled adenosine receptor signaling pathway; vasodilation
Cellular component (GO): plasma membrane
Molecular function (GO): G protein-coupled adenosine receptor activity
Source: RefSeq, a predicted model, not a curated record